GGAGGGGAAAGAGGCUUUCAAAAGCAAGCUAGGCAGCCAAAACACCCUCGCGAUAGGAUUAUAAAUCUAUAGAGUACCAAAGGUUUGGACUGAUAGAGAGGAGCAUCUCCCAGAGCUGUUUGAGGUUGAGUUUCUGCAGAAAGGCAUUCACCUAAGGAGCCAUGGAGCUGGGACGCCCUCAGCAUAUAAGGCAAGUGCUGCUUUUCUUUGUUUUCCUGGGAGGGUCUGCAGCGUGUUCAGAGACCUUGUGCUAUUCUGUGGCAGAGGAAACGGAGAUGGGCUCCUUUAUAGCCAACGUGGUGAAAGACCUCAGUGAUGAGGGUGUGGUGGAAGACCUUGCUGCGCGGGGAGCCAGAGUCAUCUUUGAUGAUUAUAAACCAUACUUAUGGCUGGACCAGCAGACUGGCAACUUGCUCUUAAAUGAGCAGUUGGACAGGGAGACACUUUGUGACCUCACCGAGCCAUGUAUAUUACAUUUCCAGGUAUUAUUUGAAAAUCCUUUGCAAUUUUUUCGGGCUGAGCUUUGGGUCAAAGACAUCAAUGAUCACACUCCCACGUUCCUAGAUAAAGAUAUACUUCUGAAAAUCUCAGAAGGUACUGCUCCAGGAACCUCAUUCCAAAUGGAGAGUGCUCAGGAUUUGGAUGUAGGAAAGAAUGCUGUCCAAAACUACACAUUAAGUCCGAAUCCUCAUUUCCACCUUAAAUUACAAGACAGUGAGGGGGGCAGAAAAUAUCCAGAGCUUGUGUUGGACCAAUCCCUGGAUCGAGAAAAGGAGCCUGAGCUUAGAUUAAUGCUAACAGCCUGGGAUGGAGGGUCUCCGCCCAGGUCCGGAACUGCGGUGGUUCGUAUUUUGGUUUUAGAUAUCAAUGACAAUGCCCCGGAGUUUGAGAGGCCUGUCUAUGAGGUUCAGGUACCAGAAAACAGCCCUCUGGACGCUUUAGUCAUCAAGGUGUCUGCCACAGAUUUAGAUGCAGGAAUAAAUGGAGAACUAUCUUAUUCAUUUUCCCACAUCUCCAGAGACAUACGGAAAACAUUUGACAUCCAUCCAAUUUCUGGCGAAGUCCAUUUAAAAGCGCUUCUGGAUUUUGAGUUAAUUCAGUCUUAUACAAUAAAUAUUCAGGCCGUAGACGGUGGGAGCCUCUCGGGAAAAUCAGCAAUUUUAGUUCACGUUGUAGACGUGAAUGACAACCCACCUGAAAUAGUCAUAACAUCUCUCACCAGCCCCAUACCAGAAAAUGCGUCACCUGAAAUGGUGGUCGCUGUUUUUAGCUUACGAGAUCAAGACUCUGGAGAUAACGGGAAGAUGGUUUGCUCAAUUGAAGACAAUCUCCCCUUUCUCUUGAAGCCCACUUUCAAGAAUUUCUACACCCUGGUAACAGAGCGGCCACUGGACCGAGAAACCAGUACCAAGUACAACAUCACAAUCACAGUCACAGACCUGGGGACUCCCAGACUGAAAACCCAGCACAACAUAACCAUACUGGUCUCCGACGUCAAUGACAACGCCCCAACCUUCACCCAAACUUCCUACACCCUCUUCAUCCGCGAGAACAACAGCCCUGCCCUGCACAUGGGCAGCGUCAGCGCCACAGACAGAGACGCAGGCGCCAACGCCCAGGUCACCUACUCGCUGCUGCAGCCCCAGGAGCCCAGCCUGCCCCUGGACUCGCUGGUGUCCAUCAGUGCCGACAAUGGCCACCUCUUCGCCCUGAGGGCGCUAGAUUUCGAGGCCCUGCAGGUAUUCGAGUUCCUGGUGGGCGCCACAGACCACGGGUCCCCGGCACUGAGCAGCCAGGCGCUGGUGCGCGUGCAGGUGCUGGACGCCAAUGACAAUGCGCCCUUCGUGCUGUACCCGCUGCAGAACGGCUCUGCGCCCUGCACUGAGCUGGUGCCCAGGGCGGCCGAGCCUGGCUACCUGGUGAGCAAGGUGGUGGCGGUGGACAGCGACUCGGGCCAGAACGCCUGGCUGUCUUACCAGCUGCUCAAGGCCACAGAGCCCGGGCUGUUCAGCGUGUGGGCGCACAAUGGCGAGGUGCGCACCGCGAGGCUGCUGAGUGAGCGCGACGCGGCCAAGCACAGGCUGCUGCUGCUGGUCAAGGACAAUGGCGAGCCGCCUCUGUCAGCCAGUGUCACGCUGCACGUGCUGCUGGUGGAUGGCUUCUCUCAGCCUUACCUGCCUCUGCCCGAAGUGGCGGCCGCCGCGGCCCAGACUGACCCGCUCACGGUCUACCUGGUCAUCGCGCUGGCGUCGGUGUCGUCGCUCUUCCUGUUCUCGGUGCUGGCGUUCAUCGCGGUGCGGCUGUGCAGGAGGAGCAGGGCCAGCUUGGUGGGUGGCUGCUCGGUGCCUGAGGCCCACUUUCCGGGCCACCUGGUGGACGUCACCGGUACUGGGACCCUGUCCCAGAGCUACCAGUAUGAGGUGUGUCUGACCGGAGGCUCUGGGACCAGUGAAUUUAAGUUCCUUAAACCCAUUAUUCCCAACCUCCCACCUCAAAAUCCUGAAAUGGAGGAAAGCCACGCCUUUCUGAAUGGCUUUGGGUUCAAUUAGGGAUUUCAUUAUUAUGUAAAACUUUGAGAAUGAGUGCUACUUCUUUGUAAAUUUAUUCAUCUUAAUGUAAAAUUCUUUCUUUUGGGAAACUUCACUAGUAGCUCAGAAAUUUCAAUGUCUACAUCCUGCUAUUCUUUAUGUUAACUGUGAAAAAUCCGAGGGAGCUAAAUUUUGUUUAGUUUUUUUUUUCUCAAAUAAUUUAUUUAAAUACAGGGUGAAGCACAAGUAGGUUUACAGUUGUUUGUAUGGAAAAUAAUACAAUGAUUAAUAAAUAUUAAUAUGAGAAUAAACUGUGUUUGUGUACUCACAACUGCAAACCUACAUUUGCCCACCCUCUAGUUAGCAUUUUCCCUUCAAGCUUAAUUGCACACUCUGCUCAGUCAUCUUCUGUGAGUGUUCUGGGCUCUAGAUGUUCUCUCUAAAACAGUUUUUAUAUGUUUAGCAUUAUUGUUUUAAAGAAAAAUGCAUGAUCUGAAUAAAAACAUAAUUGCUUUC
Phyllostomus hastatus (greater spear-nosed bat) is the source of this 3044-nucleotide messenger RNA. Its product is annotated as putative protocadherin beta-18. The coding region runs from base 162 to 2549 and encodes 795 amino acids. Gene Ontology annotation, molecular function: calcium ion binding. The transcript has a single exon. The record is from RefSeq and is a predicted model, not a curated record. Gene Ontology annotation, cellular component: plasma membrane. Gene Ontology annotation, biological process: homophilic cell-cell adhesion. Lineage: Eukaryota; Metazoa; Chordata; Mammalia; Chiroptera; Phyllostomidae.